This is a messenger RNA of Chrysochloris asiatica (Cape golden mole), 1614 nucleotides long. RefSeq lists its product as uncharacterized. NCBI's taxonomy places the organism in Eukaryota, Metazoa, Chordata, Mammalia, Afrosoricida, Chrysochloridae. The transcript is spliced from 9 exons. The coding region runs from base 1 to 1614 and encodes 537 amino acids. The record is from RefSeq and is a predicted model, not a curated record.
AUGUGGGAAUAUGUUCUCGGGGGAGCUGGGAGGUCUGAGCGGACACUGUUGAGCUUGGAGAACCAGAUGCCUCCCCUAGUGCCACCCACUCCUGGUCCCCCAGUAAACUCCAGCUUGGCCCUCAAGACCUGCCCACUCCCUUGGACUGAUCUGGAAAAUGCUGCUGGGCUUCUGCGUGCUCACCUGGUGCCCAAACUCAGCCAGCACAGGGGGCUUCUGAGGCUGUGGGCCAAGCCCCUGCAGUUCCCAGUACCCCGCUUAAGUGUCCCAGAUGCCAACCUGGGACUAGCUCGGCUGCUGUGUGCUUCCUCUGCGCGGCCCGGGGCCUCCUGGGGGCAGGGAGGGGAGCGGGGCCCAGACGAGGCCCGGAGAGGGUCGGGAGAAGACGCAGGGGGCUUGGGUGGAUAUGUCCACUUGGUGACUCCUAACGGCCGGAGGCCACGACGCCGGCACGGACCGGAAGCGGAAGGGCGGGGCCUGGCCGUACCGUUGUGGACACGCACCCCCCCUUACCCUUACCCACCCCUGACCGCAGUGGACCCCAACUCCCCUCCCCGGCCCCUUCGGGCCUUAGCAGACCCCCAGCCCACCCCCACUGGCCCCUCUAAACCUGCAGGGGACCCCCGCCCCUCUUCGCAGGAUCCUGAGGACACGGUGGACCCCCACCUCCUCCUGCUGAUUCCAACCCGCAGUGGAUCCCUACCCACGCCCCCCGCUGACUCUUCCGAGCCACAGUGGCCCCCUACCCCGCACCCCAGGUCUCACCGGACCUGUGGUGGCUCCCCUUUUGACCCUUCAACCUGUGCCCCCACUAUCCCUCCUAGGCCUCCUGGUGGCACUCUGGUGACACCCUGCCCGCCGAGUGCCCCCUCAGCCAGCCCUUGCCAGGCAGCACAAACCCCCUGUAGAGGGGCCGGUGGAACGGGGUCCACUUCCACCUCUUCACCUCUCCGGGUCCUCGGACCUGCGUUAGGAUGUGGCCAGGGGCACGCUGAGGUGAGUGUCACAGCCGGCCAGGGGCUCUCAGUCCGGGAGGACAAAGACUGCCAGGGCCACCGGCGCCUUGGUUCUAUAUACGGCCCUAGACAGGGUCCCAGAGAACCAGCCUCAGAGGUACAGAUGAGUAGCCUGCUAGGGCUGGAGAUGGACGACAGAAAGCCGAAGGGCCCACCGGGGAAGGAGACAGAGGGACUGAGCCCCUCAGAGCACGGGCACCCCUCCACCCAGGGGGGUCCUUCAGCGGCCUGGGGUCAGCCCAGAGUGCAGAGUGGUACCCAACAUGGACUCCAGACUCAAGAUUGGGUGAGUGAGCAGCCGCUGCUUCGGUGCCCAGGCCGCCGCUGGAACAUCAGCAUCGAUGAGCGCCGACGGCUGGCCUUGCUGGACAACCUGGAGAGGCCGGGCGCCGGGACCCACUCCUGUUAUGGGGAGAUUGCGCAGGUCGUGUGCCAGCUGGUGUCGGAGGACGUGGACAGAGACGUGCUCAUCCCUCACCCGUCCAGGUCUGCUAAGUCCGCCAAGGCCUUCCACGCCUUCCUGUCCCGAAACACAGGAAGUACAAGGGCGGAGCAGUCCACCCGUGAGGUCCGGGCCUCGAAGCCGCCCCGCCCCUAA